This is a messenger RNA of Cinara cedri, 23554 nucleotides long. The record is from the annotation of a GenBank genome assembly. Lineage: Eukaryota; Metazoa; Arthropoda; Insecta; Hemiptera; Aphididae.
AAAUCGAUUGGUAAUAAUAUUUAUUUGAACUGCGGUUAGUACGGUUUAUAAUAUUGUAUUCUGUUAAGUGUAAUAAUAUGUGACACUCUUAACGUCUUGUUUGAAAUCUAAGUUACGCUGCAGUAGCAGCGGCUAGGAUUAUUACACUACUAUUAAUUAUUAGUUUUGCUAUUCAUAAUUUAACAAUAAACUAAUAGAACAUGUUCCGUUAGAUUUGAAACUCUAUAUAAUUUCAUGUGAAAAAAAUGAACAAAUUAAUCGUGCCUUUAAUGGUUUUCAUCUGCAGUAGCCAUGUCGAAAACAUUGUGGGCAUCGAUCCUUUGCAUGACCAAUACGGACAACUCAUAUUUACAACACUAGUAUGUAUAUUAUAUAUAAAUUACGAAUAUAAAAAUUAAUGUUAUUUGCGUCAUAAACUAUAGUUGACACAUUAUUGUAUAACAAAGAUUGUGAUAACGCGCACUGUGAUGAAUGUACCUAUGGGUAUUAAACCGUAACACGUUUAGGUAAAGCUACCCACAAUUUGACAUGUUUCCGCAAAAUUAACACAACUUUUGGGCACACUAUAUUUCUUCAAAAAUAACACGACAGUAUGAAAACCCGGACGUCGUUCGUUUCCGCCUAAUAUAUUUCUUUCUACCUAAAUAUAGUUUAAGAACCCCAUUUAGAGUUAUUCCGGAGCCACCACAAGGAGGCGAUCCUCGUUGAUCCUUAAACAUUUUUUUUUUUCAGCAUCUAGUUAUUUGUAUUUAUAUCAUAUACGUAUGCAUUAUAUAUUCUAUAUUAAUUAUUAGUUUGAAGUGUAAUUGUUAUUGUUAAGUAAAAAAAGUCGGAUAACUUUGCACGUGGGCGUAGCUACUAUUGUAGGUGAGAAGCUGGGAAGGUGGUAGAGAGGCACUUUAAUGUAUAUCUGUAAGCAACAAUAAAUAGUUGCUAACGAAAAAAUGAUUCUGAGUGGAGUUCAGUUGUAGAUAGUGUUGCUUUGUCACCAAUAUACAUGUCAUAUUAUGGUAAAAUAUAAAAUAUAAAAUGCUUAUUACAUAAGCAUUAUAUAUUUUCAUUAAUAAUAUUUGUUUAAUAUUGUAUCCAUUUUUCCGUUUUUCUUAUGGUUUUUUAUAUUUUUUCCUGGUUUUUCAAAUUUUUUGGGAGAAAUUCUGGGAAAAUCGAAAAAUUACGUUUCUAAAAUACCUCCCUAAUUCGACUUCAGAAAAGGUUCAACAUUUAAAUUUCGAGUAAAAUUUCUGGUAGAAAAGUUGUCCACAGAAAAAAAAAAAAAAUAAAAAUAAAAAUAAAUGUUUUUAAAACUAUAAGCGUCUUCACUUCACAUUGAAUCUAAAAACGACAGAAGACAUAAUUCGCACCAUGAGUGAGCAACUUUUGUAAGUGAGAAAUUGGUAAGCUAGAAUACACAGGGGGAUUUAAUUUAUACUUAUACACAACGCGCGAUUAAAUAUUGCUAAUGAAAAACGAUUCCGAGUGAAGCUCAGUCAAUAUUAUUGUCUUUUCAACAAUGUGCAUUUUCAUGACGAUUUUUUAAAAAUGAUUAAAAUAUUAUAAUAAUUAAAACUUAAUAAAAAUAAUAAAAAUAAUAAAUAUAAAUAUAAUAAAAUAAAAAUAAAAAUAAAUAUAAUAAAAAAAAAAAAAACUGCUGCCAAUGACAAUCUUAUUUUUAAUUUUUUUUCACCUAAAGAAUCAGUUUUCUCUUAUUAUCUAGAAUAUUAAUGAGAAUUUCAAAAAAAUACUUUUGUAAAGUAUCUGCUAGAGCCAAAAUCCAUUGAAAAAGGUCCCUUGUAAAGUUUUUACUGAAGAAAAAAUUUAGGAGAAAUUUUGUAAACAGAAAAAAAAUAAAUAUCAUUGUAAAACCAAUAAAUAUUCCUCGUUUUACUCAAAAUCUAGAAAAGUUUUGUAUUUCUUGGUCACCAAAGUCGCAGUACUUAACUACUGAGCCAAUUAACUCUGUUUUCGAAAGAGGUCGAAUAUUGAAUUUUGAAUUCCCUACAAGUUAACAAUUUGACCGGCUUCAUGUUAUGGGUAAGAUGGACGUCAAAUGCACGAUGUUCUUUUGAAAACUUGUAAUGGCACUUAUUUCCCUACUUAAAAUAUUUGUUUUUGCCUCUAUUCCCGUGAAACACUCGUGAAUAUUAUAAAAUGCUGUAUAAUUUGAAAACACCGACGUGUAUAACAUAGAAUGCAUCCUUCCGUUUCCAUUUAUAAUAUAAACCAGGGGUUGGAAAUGAGUUUCACAGAGGGACCGAAUAAUUUGAAAAAAAAUUUUCAAGGACCAUAUAUAUUUGAAGUUGAACAAUGAAAACAGUUCAUUCUCUACACAUUUGGUUUUCUGUCUUAUUUACCACUUCCAGAAAAACAUUCAUUUUUACGUUAAUAAGUGUUUUUAUUUUGUAUCAAAAAUACAAUUAUUAUAUAACAUUAUUUAAUUAUUUUAUACAAUAAAAUAUAUACAGAGUGAUUCCUUUAGUUAAAUUUUUCAUGUAUUCAAAUUCAAAUUUUUGAAAUUUUUAAGUGUAGUUAAAGCCGAUAUUUUCGAAUACUUAGAUUUUUCACAACAUUUAAGGAUCAUCUGUAGUGAUAGCAACUGAGGUUUUUCAAAUGAAACUUGUAUUCCAUAAAUAGAAAGAGUAUUACUUUAAAUAAAUUUUGGUGUCAACAUUUUUGAAUUCUGCCAACUCGUUAACGAGGUAUUUCAUUUUUAAGUUUUGGUAGGGCGAGAGUAGUGGAGUAUCAUUAGUGUGGCGGUACGGCGCACGGCGUUUUAUUAGUGAUUCACUAUUCUUCCCCUAAACUUAAAAGUGGAAUAUUUCGUUAAUGAGUUGAUGAAAAUCAAAAAUUUUGACACCAACAUUUAUUUAAUGAAAUACUCUGUCUGUUUAUGGAAUUUUUAAUAUAGGUUCUCAUUUGAAAAAUCAAAGUUGGUAUCACCAAAGGAUACCCCUUAAAUGUUGUGAAAAAUCUAAUUAUUCGAAAAUAUCGGCUUUAACUACAUUUAAAUAUUUCAAAAAUUAGAAUUUGAACACACUCAAAAUUUAACCAAAAGGGUGAGCACGCUUAAGGAAUCACCCUGUAUACUAUUUUAUAAUAAUAUACAAAUAUACCAAAUGUAUCAUAAAUAUAGAUUAUGUUUGGACGCUUGGAUAUUCCUUAUCUAUACAGAGACAUAUAAUGAACACAAAAAAACAAACGUUAAAAGAAAAGAAUUUUGGCGGUCCGUUUAUUCCUCUCCGCGAGUCGGUUUCGCCCGCGAGCCACCAAUUAUCUACCCCUGAUAUAAACGUUUAAUUUUUAGUAUUGAUGUGUGAUUACUACACGAUCGAUGUAAUUUAAAUUUGGUUGGUUGGCGAUACUUUUAAAGGUAUGUUUAGGUUAGGUUACCAAUACCACUAUAGGGUCAACAUAAUAAUAUUAUGAUUUUCUCAAUAAAUGUGUGAGCUGUUUUAAUUGUAUCUCAUAAUAACCUAAUCACAAUAAUUGAGAAUUAGCGACGUAUUAAUUACUAGACGUAAUUAAUUGAUAAAAAGCUAUGAAUCAGUUGCGUGAUUGCGGAUGAAUCAUAUUUAGACUCAGUGGUUGAAUAAUAAUGCAAUACCUAUACAUAUUUUGUUUUUCAACAUGAAACAUUUUCAAUUUCAAUUCUAGUGUUUAAUAUUUACUACUUAAAAUACUGUGGUGAUAUUGUUAAAAAGUACAUUGAAAGAAAACGAAUUGAGAACCUUCUCCUUUUUUGAAGUCAUGACUUAUAUAUCUAAGACACGUGUAUUUCUAUUGUCACUCGAUUUUUUUUAAUUUUGCAAUAUACGUCCGUAUUAUAUCGGGCGUACAAAAAUAGUUAUAUUGUAUUAUGUAGGUUAGAUUUAUUGUAAAAUCGUGUAUCACAUCUUUUAAUAAAGUUUAGAGUUUUUGCACGACUAAUUAUUUUAUUGUAUAUAAGUCGCAAUAAUUGACAUCGAUAACUCAUAAAGUAUAAUAGUUAUUAAUUGUUUACAUAUUAUUUUAUUACAGACGUUAAUUAGUAUUUUUAUUCUUACACAAUACACAUAUUUUCUAAAUUUUUUAAAUACACGGGUUUUACACACUAUUCACGAAUAUUAGGUACUUGCCUACUAGGUAUUUUUAUUUUUUUUUUGGAAUAAAACUUAUUAUUUGUGGAGUGUUCCUGCGUCGUAUGUACGUAAGUACUAAAUAAACAUUAGAUUGUCCCGAUAACAGAAUAAAACCUAUGUCAUGUGAUAGGAUAUUAGACGAAUAUAAUUACAUUUGCUGUUAUUCGGUGCUUCAUAAAUGAUGAAAUGAUGCAUAUUACCUAUAAAGUGUACAUUUUGAAAUAUUAUUAAUAUAAAAAUUAUUUGAUUUGGAUAUGAAUUCUUACACAUUUUUAUUCCCAAUAUUUUAGAUUCUGAGUGGAGAGAAGAAGCUAUGGUUUUAAAAAGAUAUUAUUUUAGAUUCCGAGCGUAGCGAUUUUUUCUUUUUUCCAUUCUUUGGACACGUUUUUUCCUAGUAAACUUGCUCCAAUGUAUUAGUGUAGAAUUUUUUCUGAAAGCUCAAGUUUAAAUUGUACCUUAGACAGAUCAUUUUUUAAUUUUUUAAAUAAAAGCACUUGAGUGGGAAAAACCGUAAGAAAACGUACAAUUUUACGAUCUUUUUUUACCAGAAAAAAUGAUUUAAUAGAAAAAUCAAAAAAAAUUAUUUUGGUGCCUAUUUGAUUUAAUUUUUAACGGUAUCAUUGCCAAAACUUCUGAGCCACUUUUGAGGUUUUAAGGAAUUUUAAUUUUCGGGAGUUUUUUUCCUGUAAUUCGAUAGACAACUCAUGAGGCAUGCAACUUAUCUAGACGUGGUAAAAUUUCCAAAAGUCAUUCGAUAACUUUUUUUUUUUAAAAGCGUUUUGAAAUCAAAUUAAAAAUGAAAAUCGCAAAAAAAAAUUACGGCACUUUAAAUUAUUGAAUUGCGCUCGGAAUCGUCUUUUGUCAGCAAUGGUUUAUCUUUGCUUGCAGAUAUAAAUAAAAUAACUUUAUGUAUCCUACCUUCCCAACUUCUCAUCUACAGUAGUGGCCACUCCCAUCCCCAUCCCCAGUAUCAGCUCUCUUUUUUUUAUUGUUCUGUGGACAACUUUUCUACCAGAGAUUUUGCCCCAAUUUUCAUUUGUAACACCUUUUCUAAAAGAAAAUCGGUAUGGGGAGGUACUUAAGAAGGUCAUUUUUUUAUUUUUUCAAUAGUUAUCUCAAUAAAUGUGAAAAACUGAAAAUAAAGUGAGGAAAAAUGGGAUCCAUUUUAAUUUUGGAAUUGGAAUAAUUGGAAUUUGAUCUUAAUAUAACAUGAAUAUUGUUGACAAAGCAGCACUAUUAAAUAAACUCCACUCAAAAUCGUUUUUUCGUUAGCAAUGGUUUAUCGUUGCUUACAGGUGUACAUUAGAUUACUUUUGACAGUGGUUGCACCCAUCCCCAUUUUCUUAGCACGUUUUUCCUUAUUUAGGUAAUAGAUAAAAAAAAGUAAUAUAAUAUUUUAAAUGUUUUACCAAAUAAAAGUUUAUGUCGUGUUCCUAUAAACAUAUAUAUUGCAAUAUAAUAGUAGUUUUCGAAGAGUGCAAUCAGGUAUAUUGUGUAAUUUUAUCCUAUUUUAAAUCAUUUAUAUAAAUCUAAAAUUUAACAUUGUGCAAUGGCCAUUAUUAAAAUUUUAGAUAAAAAAAGAUGCAUUUAAAUAUUAAAUAUUAAUCAAGCAUAAAAAUACUCGUAGUUCCAUUUGAAAAUGUAUGUAUACAUUUAAUGCAUAUUAUAUAUAAAUCUAAUUAUCUAUUUAAAUAAUUUCUAGGUAUAUAGACACGGUGAACGGUCAUUUGAAAAAACUUAUCCUACCGAUCCGUACGCAAAUGUAUCAAAAUACUGGCCGAUGGGACUUGGCGGAUUAUCCUUGGUGAGUAUACUGAAUUCAUUAUUUUAUUAAAAAUAUUAGUUAGAAUACAUCAUUAUAAAAUAUUUUCCAAAGAACAUUGUUCAUAAAAAACCAAUAUAUGUAUGUAUAUUUGGACCGUGACGAAAUAAAACUAAAUCUAUUAUCUAUACAGUAGUCCAUAGGCGUAGCCUUACCUAUAAUGGGGGGGAAUUAAAACCCAUGACAAUUUCACGAAAAACAAUACUCAAAUUGUAUAUUAUGAAUUAUAUUAAUAGUUUAAUAUAGUUUAUUAAGCUAUACUUCUUACCUAUUAUUAAAUUAACCAUUAUACAAUUAUAAGUUCUAGUUGAAAAAAUGCAUACAUUUAUAAAUAUGUCACACCAAUUAAAUUUUGCAUGUAUUCAAAUACAGAUUUUUGGAAUUUUUAAGUGUAGUUAAAGCACGAUUAAUGAAUCACCCUAUAUAUCAUGUACCCCAUAGUAAUACGUAUGUAUCAAGAGUCAACAUACAUACAUGCAUACAUUAUGCAAACAAUCAUUACAAAUUAAUAUCACAAAGAUUAGUCAAUCCUACGGUUCUGAGUAGUAAAAUUAAUAAAUAUGUAGAAUAGAGGUUUGAAAAACGAUAAUUUGUGGUUGCACUUCUUAAUAAAUAUGCGAUGGGAAAUAAAAAAUUCCCUCCCCUCUCCAAAAAUAGAGGAAAUAAAACAUAUUUGGGGAGGAGACUAUAGUACCUGUAGCCCCCCUUCAUCUUAUGUUUGUACCCAGUACAUACACCAGCCAAUAUUUCCAAAUAUAUCCUAUUAUUUUCACCUAUUUUGACUAAAUUAAUAACAAAACAAGUGAGAAUUAAUAUUUAGUUUUUGUUUUACUGAACACCCAUUCUCACCUAAAUCUUAAAAAAUCGAAAAACCAAUCGUUUAUCAGAGAUCUCAUUAAUUUCACCGUUGUAUAUGAUUAAUGGAGUGUAGCUAAUAAUUUGCAAUUUCGUUUAUUUUUGUGUGGACUUAAAAACCUCAAAAAAAAAAAAACAAAAAAAAACCGGGGUUUCCUAACAAACUAGUUAAGGUUACUAAUGCACAAGAGAGCUCAUAUUUUUGUUUAAAUGUUUCAUUAUUAUUCAUUGUUUUAAUGUUUAUAACUUAAUUAUUGUAUAUUUGUACCUAUUUUAUUUUUAUCGUGAUAUUUUAAGUAAUUAAUAAUAAUAGUAUAGUAGGUAAUCAUAAUAGAUCCAAACAAUUUUAAAAGUAUUAUAAAAAAAAUGCUCGUCAAAAGUCUUGGUGACAUGAUGGCAGGAGACAGACUCCAAAAGAUUUUAAAUGUGAUACCUAUAAUUUAUACUAUGUAUUAUUCAGGUUGGAAUAGAAAGAGAAUACAUAUUAGGAAAAUGGUUGAGAGACCGGUACGACAGAUGGUUGCCCAAAAUAUACCAUGUUGAUGACGUGUUUGUGCAGAGCUCUGACUUUGAUCGAACUAUAAUGAGUGCUCAAGCCAAUUUAGCCGGUAUGUAUCCCUCUACAUUUUUGACCAAUGACGAUUUGAACAAGGUACCGAUGCUAAGCUUUCAACCAAUACCGAUACAUACGGUACCGAUAUUCGUAGACAACGUAAGUAUAUUUAUGUAUAUUAAUUAUAAUAGGUAUGCAAUUUUUACCAAUAAAAUAAAUAAUUCGGUGUAAUAUGUUUAACUAUUGCAUAUACAUAUAUAAUUCCAAUGGGCAUUUAAAAAGUAUUUAUGAGUGAACAAAAUGUUAAAAUAACAGCCGGGUAAAAAAAAAGCAGGAUAAUUGUGAAUAUAUAGGUGACUUUUGUAUAGAUGUCAAGUCAGAAUGGAAUAGAAUAUAUUAUAUAGGGUAAUUUAAUUUAUAUCCGUAUAUGCGUACGAUACGAGAUUAUCGUGAAGAUAAGAAUAAAAUUAAGAAAAAUGUUAUUAGUAAAUGUUAUUAUUCUGAUAUUCAUAUUAUUAGAUGCUGAGUGGAGUGAGGAAUGUUUUACUAUGAUGGGUGAAAUUUUUUAGAAUUUUAGUGCAACGAAGAAAGUAUUUCUUUAGUAUUUUUUCUGAUUGAUUUCUAUAAUGUGUGUUUUUAAAUUAAAUUUCUUUUUUGUGUCACAAUAACUUUUCAAUAUAAAAAUCUCCAUGGCAUUUUGGAUCUAGUUAGCGCAAUUUUUAUGUUGCAUUUUAGAAGAUAUCGUCGUUUGCAACUUGUCCAAAGUAUUUAAAAGAGUAUAAUAAACUAUUCGAUGAUUCAAAAAUACAGAAGUUUUAUGACCAAUAUCAAUCAAUGUUCGAGUACAUCAAAAAUAAUUCACAGCUUGAAAUGGGGAAAAAUGCAGUGACGUCUACUACAUUACUAUUCGAUGUACUUUUUGUUGAGGUAAAUAUAUCUAAUAUAAAUAUGGUAUAUAUUCUGUGUAGUAACACCGACCUCGGUUAAUAAUGACCAUCAGUAGGUCGCAGCACGUUUGGUUACAUUCAUUGACAUUGAAUGCAACACGUUUGGAAUUAAUGCAUACACCGUAACAUAAAUAAUAUAACGUUUUCUAAUGUUUGACUACAUCUACAAAAAAAAGGUCUUUUUUAUAAAAAAAAGAAAAAAAAAGCACUCCUUGGAAGACUAAAAAUCCUAAAAAUAUUUUAGUAAUAUUUGAUUACUUGUCGUUGUUCUAAAAUUAUUAUUUAUACUGAUACAUAAUGUAUAGAUUUGGCUAAUUAUUUAAUUUAAUUUUGGACCAAUUAGGGAUGAAUAUUUUGUAACAUCUCUAUAUUGAGUUAAUUUAAUACAUUUCCAAGUCGGCUACAUAGUAUUUUUAUGUACCAGUGAGAUAUUCGAAUGUGUUAUGUGUUUAUGUGCUCAAAUAUGUUCUAUAUUUGCAGGUAAAUAUAUUUCUAUGUACCAAAAACGUAUUAUAUCCGUCGGUAUUAUAUCCUUUCGUGUUUUGGUUUUAGAAUUUAUCUUAUUAAUUUUUAAAGUUCUUAAGUUUUUAUGAUUUGUUUUUAAAAUAUUUUUAAUUGCAAACAGCAUGAGUAAAAUAUUUGUAUUGACGUGUUGAUGUAUGUACCUAUGAUCACAGGUAAAAAUAUGUCCAGAGGAAAAUAUAGUCAUUGAAAAAACUGGGGAUAUUUUCCAUGGUCAUUAUUACCUAGACUCUAUUAAUAUAAUAUGAAUAUACAUCAAUUUUAAUAACACAAAUAAUAAUAAUGUUUUCAAAGCACAAUAAAAGACAACUAAUAAAAAAAGUCAUUUGUUCGCCCGAUGGAUUUAUAGGUGGGAAGUUGGAAAGUUAGGAUAUAGAAGUAAUAUGGUAGAAUACAAAAAUUUCAAGUUUUUUCACUUGACUAUUUUUGAAUUUGACCAUAUUUCCCUCUGGGUACUUCGUUUAAUUUUUCCCAUGGUCAUUUUGUAUUUGGGAAUAUCAAUAUAUUGUCGUACCUAUACUUAUAAUAUCUAAUACUAAACCGAUAUAGUCUAUUAUUUAUGAACGUAUAAGAUUCAGGGGCGCAGAACGAAGUAGAAUAAUUGUACAAAUUGUACAAUCGUAUAUAAUUGUCUCUAAAUUGUUAUUCUUACGGGUAAUAUUUUUAAUAAUUCAAAAUUUCUGUUGGUAAGUUCUCGCUCUUAAUCUAUAGUUUUACCAUAGUGUUAAAAUUAUUUUUAUUUAUAGAAUUAUAAUAUUUUGUUUUAUAUGAUAGACAACAUUCAACUAUACCCUACCAAAGUGGACUAAAAGUAUAUAUCCUGAGCCAUUGUUAACCGUAGUCAAACAAAAUAUAGAAUUGCCUACGCAUACUCUCGCGUUGAAAAGAUUACGAGGAGGUAUGUAUACUUAAAAUUUUUUUUUACAUAUAUUUUUAGAUUCAGAGCAUAGCGUUUGGUUUUAUGAUGAUUUUUUUAUUGUAUAAUGUAUUUUUAUUAUUUGUAUCUUCUCGUAUACACUCGUUUUUACCUCUGCGGUUUUGGAGUUAGAAUAAGUCCACAGUAACUCCUACUUAUUGUAAGAGGCGAUUAAAAGGAGGUAACGGAGGUAAGCAGCUUCGUUACUACCAACCAUUGCCGAUAUUUGUAGCAGAUAUAACGGCCAAUAAUCAAGUACAACAUAUAAUCUCUAAGAAACCAGGGAUGAACCAAAAUAUUUUGGACUUUAUCAAAAUAAGAAACUCACUAAGAGAAACUAAUUACGAUGAUUAUAAAAAGGUAAAGAACAAAAUAAUAACUGAAUGUAGAAUCGCGAAAGGUAAAUGGCUGGAGGAAAACUGCAAAGAAAUUGAAAUUGAUUUAAUAAGAAACAAUACUGACAAAGCCUACGAUAAAGUGAAAAAAAAUAAAUUACACUCCGAAAACAAAAAGUUAUGUGGUUAAAGAUAAAUCAGGAAAUAUCUUAUUUGAAAACGAAAAAGUAACAGAUAGACGAAAAGAAGAAUUACAUAGAGUUACAUAGAAGAGUUACACAGAAGAGAUGAAACUGAAGAUAAACAAAUUUAUAUUGAAAGUGAAGAAGAUGUAUAUAUGAAUGAAUUAGGAUCAGCAAUAACCAGAGAAGAGUUAUAUAAAGCGAUGAAAGAUCUAAGAGAUAAAAAAGCAACGGAUAUGGAUGAAAUACCAGCAGAAAUAUUAAAAAACUUAGACAUUGCAACGACAGAUAAGCUAUUUAAUAUCAUCACCGAUUGUUAUGGAAAAGGAAAGAUCCCUAACGACUUCUUCACACGUAAAUGCAUUACCAUAUCUAAAAAGAGAAAUGCAAAUAACUGUUCUAACUAAAGGACAAUUUCUAUUUUAUCUCAUGUAUCAAAAGUACUCCUAAAUGUCAUAAAACAUAGGUUGAAGAAUAAAAUACAAAACCAAAUAGGAGAGGAUCAAUUUGGAUUUAGGAAUGAAAGAAGGACAAAAGAAGCGAUACUAGUACAACAUCAAAUUCUUGAUAGAAAAAUAGAUGUAACAGAAAUAUAUACACUACUUUCAUAGAUCUAAAGAAAGCGUUCGAUAAAGUAAAUUAGAGGUAUUUAUUUAGAACUUUGAAAGAUAAUGGAAUUGAUUGGAGAGAUAGAAGACUUAUUUUAAAACUAAAUAAAGCUCAGACAACUACAAUUGAUAUUAAUGGAACAACAAAACAAGCUAAAAUUGGAAAAGGAGUCAGGUAAGGAUGGCCACUAUCACCAUAUUUAUUAAUAUCUUCAUUGAAACAUCGAUAUAUGAAAUAAAAAGUAAGACGGGAGGAAUAAAGAUCAAUGGCUAAAAAGUUCACAGCAUACAAUUUGCAGAUGACAUUGUAUUGCUAGCUGAGUCUCAAAAUGAUAUGAAUUAAAUGUUCAACACCUUGGCAGAUAUAUUUGAUAAGUAUAAACUGAAGAUCAAUUGACAGAAGACGAAAAUAAUGUUGAUAAGUAAGAUAAAUAACAAAGAUGAGGUACAUAUCAAUCUAAGAAACAAUCUGAUACAGAGAGUUAAAGAGUUUUGCUAUCUGGGAAGCUUAAUUACAAAUAGAAACCAAUCAGCAGCGGAUAUAAAGAGAAGAAUAACUCGCUAAACAAGCUUUCCUCAAAAAGUAUAAUAUAAUUAGUAAUAGGCACCUCAAAUUUGAAACUCGUAAAAAGUUUAUUAGAACUUUUGUAUGGAGUGUUAUGGUUGUAAAACAUGAACAAUGACGCAGAAAGAUAAAAACAAUCUGCAUUAAUGGAGAUGUUGUUGUGGAGGAAGAUGAUUAAGACCAAUUGGGUGGAACGAAAAUCAAAUGAAAAAGUCCUAGAAGAAAUAGGAGAGGAAAGAAGUAUAGUGAUUAACAUAAUGGAAAGGAAAAUAAAAUUUAUUAGUCAUCUUAUUCGUCACAAUGAUUUUCUUAAUAAUAUAUUUGAAGGAGGAAUAAUGGGACGAAGACCAAGAGGAGACCUAGAACAAAUUAUUUCCAUGAUAUAAAAGAGAAGAUGGGCUGCACAUCCUACCAACAACUAAAGUAAGCAGCAAAAGAUGAGUCACAUAUGGCUAACUCGACAGACGUUACCUUUAGAACAUGAUGAUGAUUCGUUUGAACAACUUUUUUACUAGAAAUUUUGCUUCAAUAUAUCUGAUGUAGCACUUUUUCUGAACAAAAUUUUUAUCUUGUUGGGGCAUUUUGGAUUAGCCUGGAAGAGAAGGAAUUACCAUGCGGACAGUCAUUCCUUAUCGCGUAACGUGUCAUUCUAAUUAAUGUUUUUCACGCCAAUUUUCUAGAAAUUAAAUGGCUAUUAUUAAGAAAAUUUUGAUCCGAUAUGAAUAUGUUAUAUUAAAAUUUUUAGAAUAUUUGAUAUAUUUUACAAGACGGCUAUUUUGAAAAUUUUAAAAAGUGGAAAAGUUAAUUUUUUUCUGUGAUUAAUGGAUGAAAAUAAAAAUUUAACUUUUCUCUGCAAACAUGUCUCCUUACACAAAACCCGAUUGAAAAAAAAUGUAAAUAAAAAUGAAUAUUUAUUGACUGAUUUAUUAGUACAAGGAUAAUAUUGUUUGACACCCUGUAUUUAUUUAAAGUUCCAAUUUGAAAUCAUAUAAAUCACGCUUUUUCAAUUAAGGUGGAUAAAUAUUUUACUUAGCUAAGCCAAAAUGUUUGAAAACUGAACAGUGGGUUCGUAAUAAGUUGUAUUUUAUAUAAAUAAAAAAAAAAGUAAAACGGUUUUUAUAAGUAUUUCAACAGUAUUAGUGAACAUCUUGUUGAAAAUCGCAAGUCACAGCACUGUAUAACCGAUUUGCUCAGAAUCACAUUUUUUUAGCAAUAAUUAUCGUUGUGUACAAAUACAAAUUAUAUAACUUUAUGUAUCUUACCCUUCAAAACUUCCCACCUAUAAUAAUAUCGCAUCCAUCUGUAGUAUUAUUUAUUUUAUUUUAUAUCUAUUGAGAGAAUGUUGAGCCUAUAUCCGUUUCCAUUGUCUAACACACAUUAUAGGUACCAGUAGUAAUAUUUAUGCCUGUACUUUCAAUCGUGUGUGUUACACUGAACAUUUUAAGUUUUCAACGUUUAUGAGCGAGUUCUUAUGUUCAUCUGCAUGCGAUCAAAAUAAACAGGUAUACAGGUUAUAGGUUACAGGUAUAAAUUAAAUAUCUUUAUGUAUCCCACCUUCCCAAUUACCCACCUAUAACAGUGGCCAUACCUGUCUCCAGUAUUAGCUCUUUUUUUAUUUGCUAUGAGGGUUAAAUUUAUUAUCUUUGAAUUUAAUCACUAUUAGGUAGCGUAAAAAAUUUAAUAUAAAAAAAAAACCUACACAUUUAAAUUUUAAACAAUGUUUUCUUUUAUAAAAGUUGUUAUUCUUAUAAGGUCAAUAUGUAUGUAUAAUGUAAUUUUAACCCGAUAUUCAAACAAUCAUGAGUAUAAAUAUAUAUAUACACACGAGCUCAUAUAUAUUACUGUGAUACGACGCACGUGUACAAGAAUAAUAAACGUAAACGAAGAAUGAAGAAGAUAAAAUAAAAAUAAGACGCGUAUACUUGCGUUAUUUGUAUUACAUUAAGUUAGAUAUUGUAGUAAAAAGCGAAUCGGAUAAGAUAUUGCAGAAUAUUGUUAUUGCAGGAUAUUGGACGAUCGUUUCGGUUUCUAUCGUAUCCGGGUACAUGAAGGAAACGUAUUAUUAUACCUACAUAAUAAUGAAUAAUGAUUAUAUUUACUAUAUACUAUAAAUUCGAACGCGUCAAUUAUUGCAUUCCAUAAAAAAAAAAAAAAAAAAAACAAAAAUAAAAACAAUUAAAGUUGUUUACUGUGAUAUAUAAAUUUAAAUUAUUCCUAACAAUAUUUUAAAUUUGGAACGUAGCGAGAUGGUUUUAUAUUUUAUGGUUUUAUUUUUAUGGUUUUACUAUGAUGUGUUUUUUUUUUAGUUUAGAUUCGGAGCGUAACGAAGGAUUUUCUUUUUUCUUUUUGUUAAUAAUUUUAUAGUAUGAAGUUAGUAGACGGACAUCGAGCACUAAUUUUAUUUCUAGUACCAAUAAAGUUAAAUUAGUGCUGGCAAACAGUAUUAAUUUAAAAAUGAGUGCUCUGUCCAGAAAAAAUUUACGCGGGAGCUUACUUUCCAAAUGGUAAGUGAAGUUAGCGGAUGCAGUACCAGCACCAAAAUCCGCUGUAAUACUAAAAUUUAGUGCUGAAUUAGUUCUGGCCAACGAUACCAUUUUCAAAAUUGGGGCUUAAUUUUCCAACGAGAUACUGGGUUUUCCAAAAUUGUUCACACCGAACGCAGUACUAUAAUAGUUUCUAAAGUUUAUUAGUUUAUUAAAGUUUAAACAAUUAUUUUAAAUAAUUGAGCAAACCCGAUAGAACGGGGAAAUUUACGAAAAUUAUGCUUUCAUUAUUUUUAAUUUUGUUUUUUUUUAUUGCUAUUCUGUUUAAAAUAUUCUUAGAGACUUGAUAUAUUGAAAAAACUUAUGUUUACAUUUUCUAGCUGGGACAAAAUUUAAAAAAUAUUUAAACCAUUUUUGAGCUAUUUAUAGACAUUUUAAUUUUGCGAGUUUUUAUGUAGUUUUUACUUGAUAGGUACAGCUGUGGAUAAAAUUGUUCUACGAAACAGAAAUGCUUGAAAAUUUAAUAAGAAGUCUAUUUUAAGUUGUUCUUAGUGGUAAUAAAAAUUGAGUGUAAUGUAGUAUUAUUUAUUUUAUAAAAGUUUUAAUAUCAAACUUUGACGAAAAUCGUAAAUAUUACGACCUUUCAAAACAUUUAUAAUCGAACUUCGCUUUUCGAUAUUAGCAAUGGGUAAUCUUUUCUUACAGAUAUAAAUUUAAUAACUUUAUGUAUCCUACCUUUUCAACUUUCUACCAACAACAGUACAGUGGCGCACCCGUCCCAAGUAUCAGCUCUAUUUUUUGUUUACAAUUCUUUUAAUUUUUUUGAACAACUUAAAAUCCCUAUAUUUUAUAGAUAACUAGGUAUUUACAAGCUAUAUUAGUUAUUUUCUUCUGUUUCUCUACCUUUUUAUACCUCUGAGGACCAUUCCACCUAAUUUCCUUUUCCAGUUCGAAUCACCGCAAGUACUUCGCACAUCUAUUUGUACUAGGUAUAAAGAAAAUAUACAAUAUACAUCUAAUUGAUCUAAUCAUUCUCAGUUCUCUUUCUGGACGCUUGUCGUUUAGUUAAAUUUUCAGUAUUAAAGUAUAAAUAUUGAUAAUAUUUCAGGUGCUUUACUCAAUGAUAUUGUACAUCGUAUGGUUGAAAAGAAGAAUCGGACUCUAAACCCUAAUAGAAUGAUUUGGAUUUAUUCGGCUCAUGAUAGUACUAUAAUCAAUUUACUCGACAGCAUGGAACUUUUUAAUUAUGCAAUUGUACCGUAUGGUGCUGUAUUGAUGUUUGAACUCCGGUUAAAUAAAACCGGGAGUUAUGUGGUCACAGUGAGUUUUCCGCAGUUUAAAUAAAAUAUUAGAAAAAAAAAACUUUUAACCUAAUAAUUAUUUCUCUUAAAAGUUUAAACGAAGAAAUGUAAUUUUUUUUCAUUCUUAUGUUUUAUCUACACAUGCCUGUAUAUAUAUAAAUAUGUUACAGUUAAAAUCCAAAUCCGUCAAAACUAGUUUACACAAAUCCCUUUAGUCAAUUCUAGUUUCGACUAGUUAAAACUAGAACCAACUAAGACCUUCACCGGUAAAACUAGAUUUAACUUAUUCUUUUUUAGUUAGAACUAGUUUUGUCUGAAAUAAAUUGUUGAAAACUAAAAUUGUCUAGUGAAAAUCCGUAAUUUUUAUUUUGAUAGUUUUAACUAGUUGCGCGAGACAAACUUACACGUAAACAACCACUAUAACGAAGGCAAACGAAUUGGCAAAACCGAAAACACUGGAUAAAAAGCUACAGCGGCCGAAUUAUUAUCUUUAAGGUAUAAUCAGUUGAAGUUAUCAUAUCUAGAAGUGAUUGGAUGGACGAUUGGUUAAUCUUAAUAUUUUUGAUAGCCGGCCCGUCGAAUUUAUGGAUCAGUAUUUAUAGAUCGUAUGCGUUUAAGUUAGUGCCGGUUGGAAUACAUGCGUUUCAGUAAAAUCUAGUUUUGACUGACUUAUUUAAGUCUGUAAUUAAUUUUAGUUUGGACUAGUCGACACUAGAAUUGACUAAAGGGAUUUGUGGAAACUAGUUUGGACGGAUUCCGGGUUUACACCUGCAACAUAUAACCUGUACAUACCUGUAUGCAAAAUGUUUUGUUUUUAUUUUUUAAAUUAAUUUAAUUCUACGAAACGCGUACAAAUUGAAUGAAAUAAGAAUAUGCCUCAUUGUAUUUAUAUUAAAUUUAAUUCAUUUUUUUAAAUAAUUUUAUAAAAAACGUAUUUAAUGAAAAAUUAUUUUAAAUUCUGAGUGGAGCGAAGAAGCUUACGGUUUUACAAUGUUAAUUAUUUAUUAUUGUUUUUUGUCCUGUAAACAAAUUUUAUAUCAGCAAUUUUUCUCCGAUUUACAAUGAUAGCACAUUUUCUUAAAGGAAAUUUGACUAGGGAGGAACUUUAAGUUAGGUUAGGUUUGGUUAUUUUUUGAUUUUCUAAGGAGUUUUCUGAAUACAUUGGAAGAACCGGAAAAUAAAUGUAGGAAAAAUGGGAGAACGGGAAAACAGAUACAUUAUUUAAGAAAAUGUUUAACGCAUAUGUAAUUAUUUUGACAUAUAUAUUAUUGACCAAGCAAUACUAUCAAUUGAACUCCACUCUGAAUCGUUUAUUCGUUAGAAAUGGUUUAUCGUUAUUUAGGUACAGAUAUAUAUUAAAUUCCCGUUUGUAUCCCACCUUCUCAACUUCCCACCUACAACAGUAGCUGCACUCACGUACGAAGUAUGUCCGUCUUGGUAAAACUUAAAUGGGUAUCGCGAAAAUUAUUAUUUUCUUUAGUCACAAGAAAACAGAGCUAAGUCAAUUUUGGUCAUUUUUUUAAAUUCUGUGAAGAGCCAGGAAUGGUUUUUUUUUUUAACUGUAAUUAUUACAGCUUUUUUUUUGUAAACAAAUUUUUCUACCAGAUAUUUUGCUCCAAUUUUUAAGUGUAGCACUUUUUCUGAAAGGAAAUCUAAUUUGGGUGGUACCUUAAGGACGUUGUUUUAGGAUUUUCUAAGGGGUUUUCAUAAAAAAUGGGAAAUACCGGGAAAAAAGUAGGAAAAAUGAGAAAAUUUACGAAAUAUAUUCUUUUUAAGUAAUACAAAUUUCGGCCUUUCAAAACAUGUAAAAUCGAACUCUGCUUAGAAUCGUUUUACGUUAGCAAUAAUUAAUUGUUGCGUGUAGACAUAUAUCAAAUUUUCCAACUUCUCUCCUAAAACAGUAGGACCUACCUCUACUCAUCGUGUGAAGUAUGUUCGUUAUUUUUAAAAACAAUUUUUUCUUUUAUUUUUUGGUCUAAAUGAAAUGAUGGCUAUACGGAUGGCUAAACAUGUAUGUAUAUUUUAACAAAUAUUAUAGGUAAAACUAAAAUAUCUUAGGUUACUACAUUGUACUUAAUAUACUUUUUGUUUUGGCGAAAAAGGUACAAGACAUAAUAUUUAUUACCUAAAUAGAAAUUUAGUCAUUUAGUAAUAAUUUCUUAAAUUAUCUAAAAGUUAUUUGCAUUUAAAACUACACGAAUUUCACUAAAGUCCUUCUUACCUGGGACCUUUUCCCCUUGUAUUCCAUAAAUACAAUAAGUAUCUUCUUACGGAGGUGCAUAUUGGCAAGCGUCGGACGAGCGACGCUCGCUAACGUAAUCCUGGUUUAAGAUGUAUUCUAUAAUACGUUUGAUCUUGAAUACAAUACAUAUUUUGUAGUUAUCGUAUCGGAAUUCAACCAAACACGAACCGCAUUUAUUACAUUUACCCGGUUGCGAUUCUGUUGCUUGCGAACUGGAUCAAUUUAUUGACAUCAUAAGACCAGUGUUGGUAACCGAUUGGGUUGCCGAGUGCAAUAAUGAUAACGAAAAUAAUUGGUUUGACCGAACAGGUGAGUUAAUUUUUUUUAUCUAAUCAAUAUAGGUAAAGGUACCAAUUAGUACGUUUUAGAUUCAAAACAAAACGAGGUUUGUUUCGUUUUAAUGAGUUACUUGAUAAAUGAAAUCGAUAUUUUUGAAAAUUCUUCGUAGACCGCGAUCAUUUUGAAGUAAACGUUUUGAUAACAGCAAUUUAUAUAAUAAAAAACAUCAAUAUAUAAUUAUACGCUUUAUGCAAAUUAAUAAAAUUAAUAAAUUCAAACGUGUCAUCCGAUUUCAUACAUAUAUACAUAUAAAAACAAAACAAUUUGUUAAAGAUCGAAAAUGGGACACACGUAACCUAUAAUUCACACAAUUUAAAACAACUUACAACUUUACCAUUUUCCAACGAAACAACUUGAUACAAUUUUCUUUCAGAAAAGAUUCUACACUUGAAUUCCUCAACAUUUCUGAAAUAAAACAAAGCCGACAGUUUUUAUUGACAUAAACUUGGCGGUUUUUCCUAUUAAAUUUUUCUCAAUUAUUAUGAAAACUGCUUGGAAACUCAAAAAAUGAUCAACUACUCAACAAACUAGAUCCGAAACGCUACAAAGAAGCUCUCUUGUUUUGUUUUUGAUUCGAAUAAGAUUUCUGGUAGAGAAGUUGUUUUUAGACACACGCACACAAAUAAAACACACACAAAUAGUGAAACUAGAAUCUGAAAUAAAUAAAUUAUCGUAACAGUGAUUAAUCGGCUGGGGUAACAUUCAACUUUAAUGACGGAGCUCUGCUGCUCAUGAGUUUUUUUUUAAAUUUAAUAAAUUUAUUUGUUUUUCUUCAGGUUUUUUAGUAGUUCUCAUUAUUGCCGCGGUCAUCGUGAUAAUAAUACUGUUUUUGAUUGCUACCAAUAAAAUGGAAGUCUGUGUUCGAAGAACGGAUUUUAAUCGGACUGUUUUUCAAUAAUAUGUGAGUUGUAGCUACCUACCUAGCCGUAAUGGAUACAUGUCGUUUUUAUAACUUAAUAAACCUAGUAAAUGCGAUUAAAAUCAAAAUUAAUUCUAAUAUAAAUAAUAUUUACCAUAUAAAUAUAUGUAACAAACGAAAAAAAUAAUUGGAAAAAAAAAAGUAAUCAUAUUUUGAAUUGUAGAAUGUAGAUUGUGGUUUUCAUGUAAAACACAAUAUUAUAAUUUUUAUAAACGUGUUAUAUAUUAAUAUUAAGUGCUAGUGCCGAAUCGUAUCAGUUUUAAAUCGUUUCGAUAUACCUAUUAGUAUAUUACCUAUUCAUUUUAGAAGUAUAUUAAUUGAUAUUAUAAAUAUUGUUUAACAUUCAUAAUACUAUUAUUAUAUAAAAUAUUUCGAAAUUGUUGAAUAAUUUAUAAUGUAAACUGUGGCAUGGUGGAUUCAAAAUCGCUGAGAGGUAAAUAUUUUAGAUCCACCUUAUUUAACAGUUAAUAAAAAAAAAAAUCCCAUUUUUUGUAAGGACUAUAGGCAUAAAUAAGGCGGAGCUACAAAUCCACUCAAAAAUACCCUCUUAAAGUGUUUUAAUCUUCACGUCUCAUUAUCUCAGCACUGUAAUUCAUAAUCUAAUCGUGAAUAGUGAACAGUGAUUUUAAACACAUACGAUUAUUUAUUAUGGUUGUUUUAUAAUCAUCAAUAAUUAAUAAUAAUAAUAAUAAUAAUAUAAAUUUAUAAUAAUUAUUAGAACUAUCCAAUUAUUUUGUGAAACAUAAAUUAGCCACCCGCUUAAAUAAGCAUUCGCCAUGCCACUGAAUGUAAGUAGUUAUUUAUUUAUAUUUAAUAAGUAUGUAUUUAAAAAAAAUAAUUAUACAUAUAUUUAUAUAUCCUUAUUUAUAUUUUUUAACUGAAUUGAAUUACGUAUUAAUAUUGUUAUUAACAGUGGCAUAGCCAGGAUUUUGCAAUAAGGGUUCAGAAAAAAAAAAAAACAAAAACAAAUAGAUAAAUCCAAAAUUACACGUUUAUUUCUUUUAUUACAUUUUAAAAUAUGAAAAUAAACCACAUACACCAUAAUGUUACUGGUCAUUAACUACAUGACUUUUGAUAUGUUAUUAAUAAUAUAAUAUUUUCAUUAUUUUCAAACAAGACUAACUACAUGACGAUAAUGACGUUCUGUUAAUUUAAUUAAUCACGUGGUAGGUGUAAGGGUAAAAUAACUUUUAGUUAAAUGAAAUACCUAAAGGUUUAUUACCGUUAACAUACUUUACUAAUUGUUAUUUAUUAGUGUCUCUUUCUAUAUAUAUUUUUACAAGUAUAAUUACCAUGACUUUAAUGUUCGUGUUUUAUGCAGAAAUAUUUAUAAUUUAAAAUUUUACUUUUGCUAAAAUAAUAAUUAUAACCUUAGAGGUAUUUUUUUUUUAGUUUUAUUUGUUUUUAAACUUUAGAUUUACACAAGUAGCAAGAAAAAAAAAUUAAUAAUAAUAAUAAUAAACUAAAAAUAAAAAUAUUAUUAAAAUCAAAUGUUCAUAUUUUUAAAAAGAUUUAACAUAACAAUCCGCAACUUUAAUCAUUUUAUUUUAAAAAAUUGUUCAGAGAUUAAAAAAAAAGACACUCAUUUACAUAAAUUAUCGUCCGCGUACCAACAAAUUUUACUCAAUUGUCGAGUUUUACGAUAAUUUUGAUAGUAAGUAUUAGCUUUCCUAUGUACUAUAUAAGGGCGUAUAUAAUUUGCACAUCACUAUUGUUCUUUUCGACCUUUUCAUAAGAAAUUUACGCACAGUUAAAUGGUUGAGUAGUACAUCAUUAGUGCAUCAACAUUUUUAUCAAUAAGAGAUUGAAAGGGAUAAUUAGGAGUAUCUAAAAUCGCAAAUUGUUUCCUAAUUUUCAGCUUGAUAUCCAGUAUUGACAACUUUGAAAUUAAUUGAUUAUAAAGAACAUAUUUUCAAAUAUAGUUAUUACAGGUACACAAUUUAUUUCUGUCUAAAAAAUAUAAUAUGCAUAUAAUUUAUCAACCGUUUGGUAUAUCAGCCAUGUAAAUUAGGUACAGUAUAGGUCCUAAAAUACUUCUUGAUGGUAAUCCAGCUAAUAUAUUUUUCCAUUCAGUUAUUGCUUUUUCAUGUAGGACUCGGAAUUAAAAGUUAGUAUUCAAAAAGUGCGCUCUAAGUAUGUGGUAGUUGUUCAAGCAGUUUUAUGAAAAAUUCCUUCAGUUACACUUCAUCAAAAACUUUAAUUAUGCCAAGGAAGACUCCGCAGCAAUAUUUUUUUCUUUGAGAGCUUUACUUAUCACGUUAGUGAUGUGAUGGACCUAAUCGAUUGUCGAAUGUUUAUUGCAGAAUCCAAACUGAUGUUUUGCUGCAAGAUUUGCUUCUUCUAUAAUUGGUUUUAGACGUUUAUGUAGAAGUUUCUCUAAAAGUUUAGACAAACUAGGAAAGAGUGAUAUCGGUCAAUAUGAUGUGACGUCUUCAAGUGAUUUUUCUAAUUUGUGUAACAAGAUUACUUGUGCCCGUUUUCUUUAUAUUGGAACGUAUUCUAUGUGAAAAAUAGCAUUGAAUAUGUUUGUAAGAUAAAUUAUGGCCUUUUUUGGAAGCUCUUUUAGUAUUUUUGGAUUUAUUUAUUAUUUAUUUAAAAAACUGUGCAAAACUUAGCCUGUGCAAAAGAAACAUCUCGUGUAACUGGUUUCGCAAGAAUUUGUUAUAUGUUUUUUAAUUUUUCUACUGUUUUUUUGUAAGUGGAAUCAUUUUCUAUUUGCAGUGUGCCCUUCACUAUAGUUUUCCUAUUUUGCCUUUGAUUUCUUAGACUUGGGGCAUUUAAGUGAAGUAUGUUCUUCACUAUAUUUCACAUAAAAUAAAAGUUUUGAGUAUGACUAAAAUUUUGGCAAUUUUUGUAUUGUAGCACAUCUUUUUUUUUUUCUUAAAGGUUUCAUUUUUAUUUUAUGAUAACACUAAUUAUCAGACCAUAGAUGUUUUUGUUGUUUACUUGUGGUUCCGAAUCCACAAAGAAUAGCGGUAGCCUCAUUGUAGUAAAAUCACUAUUCUUGUUGUUAGUUGACUAGUUUUUAAUUUGAAUGUUCGUGGCAUUAUGUAAAAAAUGUCCUAGUUAGGAUAAUUCGUGUUUAAUGUCACAAAGGUCGGGUUUAGAGUGUAAUCUACGAAUUACCACCUAAAAUUUUUUUUCGUUUUAAAUUGGUAUUUGUGAUACUCAACUUUUUGCUCAUUUAAUAUUUUUACAGUGGUUAUUUCAGAAAUCUUAAGUUGUAAUUUUUCGUUAUUCGAUUGCAAUUCCACUAUCAUUUGAUUCAAGGCCACAUUUUCACUUUGAAUUAGUGUUCGAACACUCACGUCAACUAAAAUAUUUUGUGGUGAAUUUGCAUCGUCGUUUAUAUUUUCAUAGAUUGUAUCCGAUCAGUUUGCGUGUGACCCACUUAAAAUAUGUUUGUUUAUAAAAACUUACCAUCCGUCCAAAAGGCUGUGUUCUGCACUAUAAACACUAACAUAAAAAAAAAAAAAUCUAUAAUAAAAAACAACACUAUUUCGGGAAUUGCGAGAGCGAAACAUACGUGUUGCUCGUUCAGGGUACACAAAAAAACAAAUAUUAUAAUAUAAUUAAAACUUUGUGUUGUAUUUUAAACCUAUUAUUAAUACGAGUAUUUUAUUACAGGCAUAUUACACUUUUAAAACGUCUUGAUCUCUUAUCUUAUAUACUGAGUGUUUCUCUAAUCAUUGUCCAUCAUCAUUAUUAUAGUCAAUUUAUAACCCUUCUCUAAUCUUCCACUCUGAAUUCUAAACUAAUAAGCGGGAUGAAUUCAAUAUUAGUAUUAUUAUUGUGUGCUACGUACUAUAUCUGCAUAGGAACAUUGAUAGACAAUUAUAUUUUAUUUUUUGAAUCUGUGUCGAAAGCGAAAUGAGUUGAAUACCUAUCUGAAAUUAUAAGAAGUAGAUAUAACUAUUUUAAAAUAGUGUUAAAAUAUAGCUCAAGCGAUUCCAUAAUAAAAAAAAGGGGGAAAAAAAGAAUCAAAUUUAUUUAAAAUCGUCCACGAAAAUUACAAGAAUCAUUCUGUAUUCCUGUAUUAUAAUUUAUAAAUAUUAUAUAUUUAUUUAAUAUAACCUUAUACUUGAUAUAACUGAAUCACGUUAUUUAAUACUGUGCACUUUAUUGCAAAUCAAUUAACUUACGUUCUAAUUAUUAUUUUUUCCAGAUCGAUUAUUGAAUAUUUAUAAAAGUCUCUAUAUAAUUCGAAACAAGUAAAAUGGUAAGCAUCUCGAGUUUUUAAAUAUUUGUGUUAAUGUUUGAUGAUUGUGACAAUAAUAUCUUUAUUGUUUGUUUUUUAAACAGUAGUUAACUUAACACACAGAGAGCAAAAGAGAAACAGUCACAACUCGUACCAAACGUACAAAUAUUAUUACCUAUGUUAUCUUUUAUAUUGUAAAAUUUUUAGGGAGUCAAUUUUCCGAAUCCUUUUUUCCAUAUCUUUUCUCAACACCAUUUUUUCCAAAAGUUUAUUUUCUCAAUGCAAUAUUUUCUAAUAGUUCGUUUUCCAGUAUCACAUUUCUCGAUACCACUAAAAAUGAUUAUUUUAUUAUUAAAAAAAUAGACUGGUACUGCUGAUGGAUGGGUGUACCACCAGCCAAUGUAGUUAUGAAGUUGGGAAGGGUAAAUUACAUAGAUUAAUUUAAUUUAUAUUUAUACACAAUGAUAAACCAUUGCUAAAAAAAAAAACGAUUCUAUACUAUUAUGCUUGCUGGAACUUGGCCUGACGCACUUUUAUGCGCUUUUAUAAUCAGUAUUUAUUUCUGUGAGGUUAGAUAAUUAAAAUAAUAUGUUUUGAUAAUCCUGUAGAACUACAAAAACUGAAAUAUAAGAUAUGUUGUCGUACGCGCAAC